AUGCUUAGAAACAUGACUAACCCAUUACGUAACACUGCUACUGCACGGCUCUCGGCUCUUGCCAACCAACUGGUACCCACCUCUCAGCCAAUCGUGGCGUCAAACACUCUCUCAUAUCAGCCUGCUACCUUCCCUACUAACUCUUCCUUCUCACAUCCCCCCCAAAGAUACCAACAACACAAUCAACAACAACAUCCUUCAAGAUCUUACUCAACAAUGUCUCAAGCUAAUCAGGCCGCUCACCCUCUCACCAUGAUCCCUGGACCCAUCGAAUUCGACGAUGAGGUCCUGGCCGCCAUGAGCCACCCAGCUGUCCCCCACACUUCCCCUACCUUCAUUAAGAUCUUCCAGGAAUCCCUCCAGCUCCUCCGCAAGCUCUUCUUCUCUACCGACCCCAAUGCCCAGCCCUUCAUUCUUGCUGGCUCAGGAACAAUUGGCUGGGACGUUGUCGGCGCUAACCUCAUUGAGGCUGGUGACGCAGCUCUCGUCCUCAAUACUGGCUACUUCUCCGACUCGUUUGCCGACGCCCUCGAGGUCUACGGCGCUAAAGUCGACAACCUCAAGGGACCCCAGAUCGGCUCUAAACCCUCUCUCGAGCAAAUUGAGGCUGCCCUCAAGGCCAAGACAUACAAAAUUAUCACAAUCACCCACGUCGAUACCUCCACUGGUGUUCUCUCUGAUGUUGAGGCCAUCUCUAAGCUCGUCAAGUCCGUCUCUCCUCAAACUCUUGUCGUUGUUGACGGUGUCUGCUCCGUUGCCGUCGAACCCAUUAAGUUUGACGACUGGAAAGUCGAUUUUGUCCUCACUGGCUCCCAAAAAGGUCUCGCCACCCCCUCCGGUCUUUCUGUUCUCUUUGCCUCUGCUCAAGCCCUUGAUGUUGUCAAGAAUAGAAAGUCUCCCUCCGGCUCUUACUUUGCCUCUAUCCCUAGAUGGCUCCCCAUUAUGCAGGCCUAUGAGUCUGGAAAGGGCGCUUACUUUGCCACACCUGCUGUUCAAAACGUUUACGCUCUUCUCGCCUCUCUCAGACAGUUUGCCACCUCUUCCGAGCAACUCGAGGAGAGAUUUGCCAAACAUGCAGCAACUUCUGACUAUGUCAAGGACACUCUGGCAAAGGCUGGCCUUAAGACGGUCUCUGUUGACAGAGAAUCGUCUGCUCACGGUAUGACUGCUGUCUACCUCCCUGAGGGCAUCUCCAAUGCCGAUCUCCUCCCCCUUGUUCUUAAGAAGAAUGUCGCCCUUGCCGGUGGCAUCCACAAGGAAAUCGUUUCAAAGUACUUUAGAGUUGGCCACAUGGGUAUCUCCGCAACCACCCCAUCUCUUGGUCACAUUGACACUGCCCUCAAUGCCAUUCUCGAGGCUCUUAAGGAACUUGGCUACACCUACUAA
This is a messenger RNA of Magnusiomyces paraingens, 1386 nucleotides long. RefSeq lists its product as uncharacterized. Bases 1 to 1386 code for a protein of 461 amino acids. Lineage: Eukaryota; Fungi; Ascomycota; Dipodascomycetes; Dipodascales; Dipodascaceae. Gene Ontology annotation, cellular component: peroxisome. The record is from RefSeq and is a predicted model, not a curated record. Gene Ontology annotation, molecular function: L-serine:pyruvate transaminase activity; L-alanine:glyoxylate transaminase activity. The transcript has a single exon.